CCAUUUGGUGGCGCUAAUAGACUUUCUGUGGAGUUCCUGUGAAGUGGGAGCCGUUAGCCGUAGAUAUCCGUAUAUUCCCCUGGAGAGCUACAUUUCGGGACUGACGGUAUUUCACAGUUUAAGGGUUAGAUGCCACUCCUCUACCACCACAAUUGAUCUGACAUUGCCCAGUAAGAAACACAGAGCAUUGUCAUGGUAUACAGUAUGACUACCACAGCUGUGGUGGUGGCUGGUGGAGUUGUCCUGCUCUCUACUGUCCUGAUCUUGGGCGCCUAUUUUCUGGGAAAGAAGAAAACUCCCCUGAUCACCCUGCUGGAGCCCACUGUUAAAUACCCACUGAAGCUCAUCGACAAGGAGGUGAUCAGUCACGACACUCGCAGGUUUCGAUUCGCUCUGCCCUCCCCGGACCACAUCCUGGGUCUGCCCAUCGGGAAGCAUGUUUACCUGUCUGCCCGCAUCGACGGCAGCCUAGUGGUGCGUCCGUACACACCGGUCUCCAGCGAUGACGACAGAGGAUUUGUGGAUUUGGUGGUGAAGAUCUACUUCAAGAACGUCAAUCCUAAAUUUCCUGAGGGGGGGAAGAUGUCCCAGUACCUGGACAGCCUACGGCUGGGAGAGCUGGUGGACUUCAGAGGGCCGGGGGGGCUCCUGGAGUACAAGGGCAAAGGGCAGUUUUUGGUCCAACCCGAUAAGAAGUCCCCAGGGGAAAUUAAGAUCGCCAGUUCCCUGGGCCUCAUUGCCGGUGGAACAGGUAUCACCCCCAUGCUGCAGCUGGUCAGAGCCAUCAUGAAGGACCCCAGUGACAAGACCACCUGCAGUCUGCUGUUUGCCAACCAGACAGAGAGGGAUAUUCUCCUGCGGGAGGAGCUUGAGGAAGUCCAGGCUCGGCACCCGGACCGCUUCCAGCUGUGGUUCACCGUGGACCAGGCCCCUGCAGAGUGGGACUUCAGUCAGGGGUUCAUCAGCGCCGACAUGAUCAGCGAGCACCUCCCGGCCCCGUCCGACGACAGCCUCGUGCUGAUGUGCGGCCCGCCUCCCAUGAUCCAGUUCGCCUGCAACCCCAACCUGGACAAGCUGGGGUACCGGCAGAGUCAGCGCUUCACCUACUGACCCCGCUCGGCCCCGUUCCCCACCGCAGUACAAACAGAGAGACGAAAUGACCCGAGGUUCCCUCCCCUAAAUCAAACAGGUGUUCUCUUGACCCUGGCGGACUGGAAAGCCUGUCUGUUGAAACCUUUUUAAUGUUUGAAAACGUGUGGAGUCGGCUAGGGACGCAGGCUGAGGCUUGGCAGUGUUCAGUCGCCGUUUGUUACCUGUUACCUGUUACCUGUGCUGUGUGUGCUGUCUGUAGCUCACUAAAUAACAUACCAGACAGGCACAGACAGCACUCUCACUCUUAUGCGAUCAUUUCACUCUUGUUGUGUGGCAGUAUAUACAGUCACCUGCCCAACCUGUCAGGUUAAUGUUUUUCUAACAAAUAUUUGGUCACCUGGGCUGUGCUUGUCUUGCAUAAUCUGUAAGGGCCUUUGCUUAGCUUAGUUCAAUAAGAGAAACAAGUUUAUUGUUGAUUUAAAAAAUAUAUAUAAACACUCCUUUAGCACACUGCCACAGACCUGAGUGGUCUUUUUAUGCAGAUUUAAGUGCUUCAGACUUGAGGUUGUGUCCAUCUGUUUAGAACAGUAAUGUCAAAAUGAGAAAGUUUACUUUGGUCCAGAAUUAGUUUUAAAAAAAAUCAUCCUUAUCCAAAGCAUGAGCUGGACGACAAUCAGUGGUUUCUUUUUCUUUCAUAUCUGUAUAUUCAAAUAUAUCCAAAUAUGGCGUUCAUAUGGAAGGGGGCUGCUAUUUAAAAAAAAUAUACAUAUAUAGUCGGAAGGGGACUGCUAUUGAAAAUAUAUAUAUAUAUGGCAUUUAGUUUGCACUUGAAUUCAAAGGCCACAUGCAGUGGAAAUGUACAUUUCUGUGUUGCAACUUCCUGGAGCGCCCGUUUCAGCUGGAACCAAUGAUGUGCCUUCUGUGUGCGACACCCAUUGUAUUUAUUCCUUCUACUGCACUGUGCUUGAAACGCGCUGCGGGCUCUCUGUUUAAAAACUGUGGGCCUGGACAUGUUCAGAUGUUUCCAAGAAGCGAUGCUUGGCGCGUUGCUCAAUAAUUCUUUUUGUAGUUUGUGGUGCUGUUUGCGAGCUGUGCGGCUAAUGAGUGUGACGGAAGCGUAGAGCUCGGUCUCUCUAGGCUGCUCGGCGAGUGCGCUGUGAGUGAAACCCAAUAAAGCGUCACAGUUCUGA
Messenger RNA from Anguilla rostrata (American eel), 2282 nucleotides. Its product is annotated as NADH-cytochrome b5 reductase 3. The coding region runs from base 193 to 1110 and encodes 305 amino acids. Lineage: Eukaryota; Metazoa; Chordata; Actinopteri; Anguilliformes; Anguillidae. The record is from RefSeq and is a predicted model, not a curated record. Gene Ontology annotation, molecular function: oxidoreductase activity. The transcript has 9 exons.